CCCCGGCCAGCGGCCGUGCGCUCCGCCUGGAGUAGCCAGGGCGCGGGAGUGCAGCGUGCUCCUGGCCCGGAGCGGGUCGCGGCGCAGCAGGAGCAGCCCCUCCGCCAGCAGUUACUGCCGCCCCGACUUUCCAUUCCAGUUGCGGCUCCUCCUGGGCAACAUGUCAAGAGCCGCGGCCGCUACAGCUGCCGCCGCCACCUGGGAAAGAGCAGCAGCAGCGGCGGCGGCGGCCGCGGGCACGCGGGGGCAAUAAACCCAGCCGCCCGGGCGUCCAGCGGGCCAGGGGACCCUCUCCGCGCUCACUGCUCCAGCGGGACCCGCGCCAUGUGCUGAGCCAUGCCCCUGACCGCGCCCGCGGGCAGCGCAUGGGGCAGCGCCUGAGCGGCGGCCGAUCCUGCCUCGAUGUCCCCGGCCGGCUCCUGCCGCAGCCGCCGCCGCCCUCACCGCUGGUGAAGAGGAAGCUCGCGCUGCUCUUCGCCAUGCUCUGCGUCUGGCUCUACAUGUUCCUAUACUCGUGCGCCGGCUCGUGCGCCGCCGCGCCCGGGUUGCUGCUGUUGGGCUCGGGGUCCCGUGGCGCACACUCCCCGCCAGCCCCGGCUACAGCUCCGGACGGGACGCCCCCCAAGCUGCUGUUCCGGGCGCCGCCGGCCACUCCGCUGGCUGCGGGCAAGGAGCUGGCGGAGGGCGCUACGAGCCAGGAGGAGCAGAGUCCCGAGGCGCCGGACUCCCCUAGUCCCAUCUCCAGCUUUUUUAGCGGGUCUGGGAGCAAGCAGCUACCGCAGGCCAUCAUCAUCGGCGUGAAGAAGGGCGGCACGCGGGCGCUGCUGGAGUUCCUGCGGGUGCACCCCGACGUGCGAGCCGUGGGCGCGGAGCCCCACUUCUUCGACCGCAGCUACGACAAGGGCCUCGCCUGGUACCGGGACCUGAUGCCGAGGACCCUGGACGGGCAGAUCACCAUGGAGAAGACGCCCAGCUACUUCGUGACGCGGGAGGCGCCCGCGCGCAUCUCGGCCAUGUGCAAGGACACCAAGCUCAUCGUGGUGGUGCGCGACCCGGUGACCAGGGCCAUCUCGGACUACACGCAGACGCUGUCCAAGCGGCCCGACAUCCCCAGCUUCGAGAGCCUGACGUUCCGCAACCGGAGCGCGGGCGUCAUCGACACGUCGUGGAGCGCGCUGCAGAUCGGCCUGUACGCGCGCCACCUGGAGCACUGGCUGCGCCACUUUCCCCUGCGCCAGAUGCUCUUCGUGAGCGGCGAGCGGCUCGUCCGCGACCCGGCCGGCGAGCUGGGCCGCGUGCAGGACUUCCUGGGCCUCAAGCGCAUCAUCACGGACAAGCACUUCUACUUCAACAAGACCAAGGGCUUCCCCUGCCUCAAGAAGGCCGAGGGCAGCGGCAAACCCCACUGCCUGGGCAAGACCAAGGGCCGGCCGCACCCCGACAUCGACCGCGAGGUGCUGCAGAGGCUGCGGGACUUCUACAGGCCCUUCAACCGCAAGUUCUACCAGAUGACCGGCCACGACUUUGGCUGGGACUGAACGGCCCCGGCCUGUGUCUCUGCCCACGCGGCUUAUAUAUGGAGAGAGAUUAUAUGUAUGUAAAAUGUACAGAAAUCUAUUUUAUGAUAAUUUAUUUUUAAUUCAUAAGCAAUUAAUUCACUAAGCUGCCUAGCCACACUCUUAGAGAGUUAGCUUCAUCAUCUGUUAACAUUCCAGAGUGUUUCUAACUCUUCACAUUUCGCUCUGUUCCUCACCAUUGAUGGCGCUCCCAUUUUUGUCUCUCCCCUACCUGUUAUAUUUAAAAAGAAGAAAAGCACAACUUGAGAUUUUGGUUGUUACGGGUAUUCAGCCUUCAAUCGCCAUCUGAGUUUUCCAGUCGCUGCCUCCUUCUGUCUGGGGUCUCAUAGUCCAGCUUCCCGUGUCUCUCCUGGCCUGUGUACCUCGUAGGGGCGCCAAGCUGCCUCAACAGUGCUGUAUUCUGCAGGUCAGGCCCCACGUAGCAGUUUCCUUGUCGCUGUGGUUUCAGCUCCAAGCAUGUAGGCUCCCAGCACAGUGCGAGAGUUCCCCCCACCUCCACUCUGCACACGGGGGACUCAUUCACCACCUUUACAGAGACAUCCACAUCCUUUUAGAAUCAGGAUGCCAGGACUCACUUAUUUUAGCUUUUGAUUUUGAAGGAUGGCCCUGUAGCCUCUUCUGCCCCAUUCCCUGGUUCCUUAACCAGCUUGAAGUAUAUGCAGAUGUAGCCCCCCUCUUCCCUAGGUCACGUGUGUGAGAUGCCUGGAUGCUGCUUUAGAAAUAAAGAUGACCUUGUCUAACUUGCAUGAGAAUGCACCAUGCUCUGUUCUCCAGGCAGACAGCUCUGCUUUGACACACCAAAGAAUCCCGUAGGCUAGAAGAGCCACUGGCACAAACCGGGGGCACUGAGUGUCAAGACCCAGAGGAGUCAGGUGCGUCCUGUGCCAUCAUUGUCUUUCAAGGCGCUGGUAGGUUCAGAGCCAGCCAGUACUGGACAAUAGGCUCACAGCGCCAACUGGGAGAAAAGACAAAUGACAGGCAUUUGUCAUUUGGCAGAGGGGGAAUCCCUGGCACCCAGGCUUUAUGUCUCCUUGGAAUUUCUAGCUCAUCUCAGAAUGACAGCAUGGUCUGUAGCCAAUGGCCAAACAGCAAGAAUCAAGAGCGGCCCUUGUAAAGGCAGGUUGGGAAAGCUGGCCCAUGUUGGCUGUAAGCCCUUGAGCCUGACACUGGUUUUAGCCAGGUCUUGACCGAGGGGUUGCCAGCAUUGUUACCACUCUGCAGAAUGCCAUUUCCCAUACCUCUCUGUUGAGAGAGCAGUUGAGGGUCAUUUACGAUGACCACACAGUUGGGUAAUCAUAUAGCAAUCUCACAUGAGGACAUGACAUAUUUAGUUUAUCCUCAGUUUUCUAAACCAGAAUGCUUCUAUCACAAAAGAAUUAUUAUAUGAGUUAUACUAUCAUCAAGGAAUAUGGGGAAGACACACAUAUUGUCAAAGUCGCUGGGUUGUGAUAUUUAUAGCAGACACUUUUGUACAUCAUAUGGGAUAACUUACCUGAUAGCAUAAGAAAACUUGUAUGAAAAGAGAAAAAGAUAAUUGAUCUUUAGGAACUAAUCAGAGAUGUCACUGGAUUUUAAGUGACAUCUUGAUAAUCUGGUUUGUAUUUGCCCACAAGUUGUAGCCCAGAUCUAGCUAGCUUAUGUUUAGCAGCAGAACUAUCAUUGUGUAGGUUCUGUUUCAGAGGAAGGCCAAUGGGGGCGCUGUGCAUUCCUCAGAUGUUAUGUCCAUUUCAUAGCUUUUUUACUGUCUCUAGAAAGCAGAGUAGAACCUGCACUCAGGGGAACACCAUAAUCAUAGCAUGGUUCUCCCUGCUUGCUGCUUGGGUGUGAAAAACACCUGCAUAAGGGUGCUAAUUGGACCUGCAUUUUUCUGUUCAGGAGGUUCAUUUGAAAUCAAAUUGAGAACAGCUAUUUUCAGUUACAGCGUAAUAUUGCUUGACCUGAAAGGUGAUGCACAAGUCCUUCACUUAGCUGUGCCCAGCCUGCUUUCUGAACAUUCAUAGUCUGACAUGGCUCACAAUGCUGAAUCGCAGAAAGACUCUGAGAAGGCUGAGUAAAGUGAUAGGAAAGCAUGUGUGAGCCUUUCCUUCCCCUUCAGGUCCCCGCCCUCUUUCCAAUUUUUGAUUAAGUUGUUGAUUCCCUGCCUUAAAAUAAAACUGAAACAGGAAAUUUUCAGAGAGGAGGGUCAUUUAGUCAUGAACGCUGAAUUGGGUCAAAAUGCUAUUCUGGGUCAAAUUCUUGAAUCCAAACAGAUGUCGAUAAUUAGCACUGAUGGAGUAGAGCAAGUUUUUCUAGGUAAGACAAAUAAAUCAAACAUCACGUGCAUCUUUUCCUAAGGGUCUGAUGGCUUAUAGUUCCGGACCAAUCGGAUUCAGCCUCUGCCCUGAGGUUACACCCCAUCAUGUGAUAGUUAUUACACAACCCGCAGGUCUUCCUCCUGGAGAAGUCAGGCAACAGGGAAAAUUAAGCCUUGGGUUUCUUCCUGUUGUAGCAAUCUGCAAGGCCACCAAGCUUAACUCUUUAGCUGCUAGAAGACAAAUACCAGUGUUUUAGCAAUUUGUCCUAGCACAUGUUUUGAAUUUCAUCCAAUUUACAGGAAAAGUUCUGGCAUUCAUUGGAGUACUUUAUUCCUCUUAGUUUUGUUUCUUUUCUCACUUAAAAACAGACAAAAUGGUUAAUGAAAAAAUUGCAGGCUUUUAUUGUUCCUAUCUCUCCCAUUUUUUCUUUGAGGUGUUUGUAUAGUAGUCUGUUAACUUUGUAGGCAAUACCUGGAAAGGUAUUUUAGGUACAGUGACUACGGAAUAAAUUAUUGGAUAAUGGAAGAGGAGAAAUUAUCUUCAUCACAUUCUCUUUGGGAGUCAUUUUGAGUGACAGGUACAUUUCAGACCUUUGGAGAAACAGUUUCAGAUCCUGCUAGGAUAUUUUUGUAGGAAAAGAAAAUGGAAGGUUUCAAUAAACUAGAAACACUUAGUGUGUAUCUAAGACGCUGACACAGAAGUCAAUAUUUUUCUUUUCAGCUUAUCAAGAAAAAUGGCAAUAAAACUUAAAGGUGUGGUUAGAUUUUUUUUUCACUUUUGUAACAUUAAUUUAUGACUGAGUUUCGUUCAACCUAGUAAUUUAAAAUACUGUGCAAAUUCUAGCAGUCUGUCUUCUAUAACCUGGAUGUUAGAAUAGCCAAUAUGUGCAAAAAAAUUAAAUCGAGUAUUUUGUUCUAUGUAUAACACAAAUUAAUUUUACACAGAGAAAGAUGUUUCUAGGAAAAUGAAAU
This is a messenger RNA of Cynocephalus volans (Philippine flying lemur), 4842 nucleotides long. It is a transcript of the gene HS3ST3B1, whose product is annotated as heparan sulfate-glucosamine 3-sulfotransferase 3B1. Lineage: Eukaryota; Metazoa; Chordata; Mammalia; Dermoptera; Cynocephalidae. The transcript has 2 exons. Gene Ontology annotation, molecular function: [heparan sulfate]-glucosamine 3-sulfotransferase activity. The coding region runs from base 366 to 1538 and encodes 390 amino acids. The record is from RefSeq and is a predicted model, not a curated record.